Messenger RNA from Akanthomyces muscarius, 750 nucleotides. RefSeq lists its product as uncharacterized. The record is from RefSeq and is a predicted model, not a curated record. Bases 1 to 750 code for a protein of 249 amino acids. Gene Ontology annotation, molecular function: acyltransferase activity, transferring groups other than amino-acyl groups. Lineage: Eukaryota; Fungi; Ascomycota; Sordariomycetes; Hypocreales; Cordycipitaceae. The transcript has a single exon.
AUGUCGACGAAAAAACCAGACCUUGGCCUGCAAAUACAGGUCGCGAAAACAGCCGACGAGGCCUCCCGGGCCUUUGGACCCAUGUGCGAGGCGUUCGGCGUCCAGACCCAGGAUACAAUCUUCAUCGGCACGUGUCCGGGCUGGGACACCCCCGCCGGACGGCAAAAGCAUGCGGACCGCCUCGGCGCCCGCUUCACAAAAGCGACCACGAAUCUUGCCGGGAAGCCCAACACCGUCUUCCUCCUGGCCACGGUUGUGGACCCCGCGUCGGGCGACCGGGUCGUUGCCGGCAUGGCCGUCUGGGAACAGUGCUCGAGCGUCCCCGGCCACGGCGACUUCCCGACCGAGGACGAAGGCGCCGACAUGGGCAUCGAAGAAAUCUACCCCGGCGACCCCGUGCAGCAAAAGUACUGGACGGCCAUUAUGAGCUCGAUGCACAAGCAGCGUUGGGAGGUGGCGAAGUCCAAGGCCACAGAGUCCUCGCCCGCCAUCAUGGCGCUCGAUAUCUGCGCCGUCGAUCCCCGGUUCCAGGGCCAUGGCAUCGGAAAGAAGCUUGUCGAAUGGGGCUUGGAAGAGGCCAAGGCGAGAGGCGAUCUGGAAGCGGUUACGGAAGCGUCCGUGAUGGGCCGCCGCGUGUACUUGAAGCUGGGCUUUGAGCAGGAGGGCGGCGAUAUUGAAUACAAUGUCGAUGCGUCGGUCAGCAAUCUGCCGCUUCCUUCCAACAUAUUUCUUCGCACGAGAAAACCCUAA